UAGGCUCAGUAAUUGUGGUAUCUCAGGUGAAGGUUAUGUUUGUCUGGCUCUCACUCUGAUGUUAAACCCCUCCUGUGUGAAAGAGCUGGAUAUGGGCAUCAAUCAUCCUGGAGAAUCAGCACAGAAGCUGUUAUCUGCUACACUGGAGGAUCCUCACCGCAAAGUUGAAUCAUUUCAAUUUGCUGACUAUAAGCUCACAUUUAAGUCCUGUGAGAUUGUGGCUGCAGUUCUACAAUCACCAAACUCCCUGCUACAGCUGGACCUGAGUAAUAAUGACCUGGGGGAUUCUGGAGUUGAACUUCUCUCUAAGGGACUGUCCAGUUCCAAUUGCAUACUGCAGACAUUAAGAGGGGAGCAGGUGAAACAGGUGGUGGACAGGGUGGGAAACAUCCUUGAGGAUGCAUCCUGUCCUGGUAAUGCAGCGGUGGUUGGCAAGAUCCUCCAAAGGAGGCAGGGGGCAGCCUAUGAUCUUCUGGGCUGUGCCUAUAACCCUCUGCAUAGCCCUCCGUUCUGCCGCUGUAGUUCCUGA
Molecule: messenger RNA, 529 nt
Organism: Sardina pilchardus (European sardine)
Lineage: Eukaryota; Metazoa; Chordata; Actinopteri; Clupeiformes; Clupeidae
Product: ribonuclease inhibitor-like
Exons: 3
Coding region: 59-529 (156 amino acids)
Biological process (GO): intracellular signal transduction
Source: RefSeq, a predicted model, not a curated record